AUGUUACUAAACAGACUAUGUGAUGUCGAUCACUCAAAGAGAUCGCUAGCCCAAAGGAUCUACGUCAAGUGUCCCAAGCCAGUAUCGGUUUGUCAGUCCAAUGAGAGUUGCGUAGGCCUUAAUAACUGCCCUCAAAUUCAUGAUAUUGCUAACAACCCGAGUUAUAAGCUCAGAUUGUGCCAAACCAAUGCCAGGCGGUCUUAUUACGACCAUCAGACUUACAUCUGCUGCCCGGAGGCAGGUAACAUCCUACCGGAUGGUUUUAAAAUGCAAUGCGGACAGACGCAAGGAUCCUACCGAAUCGCAAAUGGUCGAAAAGCGAAUCUCAAUCAGUUCCCCUGGAUGGCCAUGCUGCUAUAUAGGAAUAUUUUAAGAUAUUCGAGUCAGACUCUCUUUACCGUUUGUGGAGGAUCGUUAAUCAACAAACGGUACGUCCUGACUGCAGCCCAUUGUGUGAACAAAUCGGUAUUGAAAUCGAAAGAGCUCAAAAGGGUUCGCCUGGGAGAACAUGACAUCGACUCUUUUGGCGACUGCUCAGAUGGGAAGUGCGCUCCGCCGCAUCUGGAAAUGGGCAUACAGAAGGUUAUUAGCCAUGAAAACUUCGAUAGCAGGACAUACGCCAACGAUAUCGCUUUGCUGCGACUUGAGUUACCAGUUCGCUAUACCAAAGAAAUCCAACCGAUAUGCCUUUUGAGAGACCAUAUUGCCUUAAGGAACCAAAGAUUAGAAAUAGCCGGAUGGGGAAAAAUGGAAAACGAAUCAUUCAGUCACAAUGUAUGGGACACCUGCGAAGGCGACUCUGGAGGUCCCCUGAUGGCCACCUACAAAAUUAAGUCUACCUUCAAGGAGUUCGUUUUUUUGGCAGGCAUCACUUCCUUUGGACUUGCGAAAUCUUGCGGACAGAAGAAUAAUCCAGCUGCUUAUACAAAAACUGGAGUAUAUUUCCAAUGGAUUCAGUCGAACUUAAAUCCCUAA
This is a messenger RNA of Drosophila takahashii, 975 nucleotides long. Lineage: Eukaryota; Metazoa; Arthropoda; Insecta; Diptera; Drosophilidae. The record is from RefSeq and is a predicted model, not a curated record.